Electrophorus electricus (electric eel) is the source of this 3797-nucleotide messenger RNA. RefSeq names its product family with sequence similarity 110 member D (gene fam110d). Lineage: Eukaryota; Metazoa; Chordata; Actinopteri; Gymnotiformes; Gymnotidae. The record is from RefSeq and is a predicted model, not a curated record.
CGGACGGCCAUAUCCGCACUGCAGUCUGAGCAAAACAACAGUGCCAGAACAGGGCAAUGAAUCACCAGCGCUGAGCACUGUGCAGUAGUAUCUGCUCUGAGAUUCGCAUAUGUAUUCUCAAGGGCACAAUGGGAAUCGUGGGAAUUGUUCUUCAAAAGGUAUGAAGUGUCCGUGUGGGUUUCAUUAGGCUGCUGGUUCUGGUGGAGCCUGUUCUUGUACCAGCAUCACAGGAACUGGCUCUCCAGGCCUUGGUGGAAGUUUCCAGUUUACACAGAACUGAGAUGUGCAUGCUGUGAUCCAGGGCAGACUCUCAUGAAGGAUGGCAUCUCUCUCUGGUUAUGACACUCCAUCAUUAAGGUUGACAUGCUGAUCUAUCUUUACAGUGGGCGCAGCAAUACGGGGAGAGACAGGAGUUGGGGAUGAACUCUCUGCACUCUCCAAAGACCUCCUUCAGUCCCUCAAAGCCACUUUAUCACCUCUGCAUGCUCAAGGCAGUUCCAUGGAGGCAAAGUUUGGUUCUGAAUUCUCAAUCAAACGACUAGCUCAACUCUCCCAUGCACUCGGGCUCCAGCCCAGCACAGAAGAGAACAGAGGCCAAACCUCCAUCCAUCAGAGGCUGAAGUGUCCUGCUGCCGUGCCGCAGGGUUGCCCUCGAGCCUGGUUCCUCAAGCCCCAGAAGAGCAGCUGAGAAGCCAGCGCGGGGUGUCUGCCCCACGGCGGGAUUCUUCAGGAUCUGCCCCCCGGGGCUGGAGGAACCCAAAAGAGGAAAGUUCAGACCAAAGGAGGAAAGGAAACUUCUUCACAGUUAACUGGAAUGUCUAUUUCUGCCACAGUGAGGCACGCAGAACAUCUCAUUUGGGAGUGUAGCUGCUGAGAGAACAAGUGACUUCCCUGUGCGCUGCCGUCUGAUCCAACGGCUCGAAAACAUCGAUGUUGAUGUUGUUCAUAUUUACACAUAAAUAGAGGUCCCGGCGCCUGGACUGGCCUCGAUCUUGCACUGUGCUGAGCCCUGAUUACAAAGGCCGCGUUCUCGCUCAGGGCCGUCCUCCUGAGCUGUGGGCAGGCCUGUCCCAGUCCAGGCUUCUGUUUGGAUGCCAUUUGCACUGGCAGGGCGUUAAGCGAUGAAGCCCCUAACACCCAUCGGGUCGCCCUCGCCUCUGCGUCUGCUCAACAAGGGGCCAGACUACCUGCGGCGGCAGAUGGAUGGCGGGGGGCGGGGACAUUCGGUCAGCGCUGUGGAGCGUCUGGAGGCCGACAAGGCCAAGUACGUGAAGAGCCGGCAGGUGAUCGACAACAAGCAGGAGCCCGCACUGGCACCUUGCGUAACCCCACCGACUCAGCCACGGCGAAACCUCGCCACACCAGUGAGCUCCAUGCAUCUCCAUCUUCACCACCCUCCGCCCAGCCCACGAGCCCCGGCCAGGCCGGCCUUGGCUGUCAGCGUGGACGACGAGGACGACUCCAGGAAGGAGAACCGACGAGCUCUGAUGCCAGAGGCGGGGACACCGGAACGCCGAGAGAGCGCGGCUGGCCGCGCUCCCCGGCCUGCGGCGGGGAGCCUGGUGUGCAGGCUGCCGGUAGCACCCCACAGCGCCCCCAUGCUGCGGAGGAGCACAGGCAAACGUGCGCUACGCCCGGACUCGCUGCUUAUCUACCGGCAGAAGAAGGAGUGUAAGAUUCCCACAGACAGCGGCAGCAGUGGCGGGAACGCGGAGACGAAGGGAUACAGCUUUGUACGGCGCCUCUUCCAGGGCUCGAUGCGCGAGAAGAGCGCAAGGGACGACGCCAAGCCGACGGCGACGACCAUCAGUGAGGAGAAGGGCUCAUCGCGUGACGGGGACUCUCGCAUGUCGUGGUCCAACGAUCGCGAUGCCACAGACGGCACCGACAGGCCCUGGCGCUCCGGCCGACCGGAGCUGAACGGAAGCAGCGGGGGUUUUCCAACUCCUGCCAGCAUGUCGAGCUCUCCGUGGAGCAGCAUCGGUAAUGACACAGACCCGUGGAAACCAGUGCGGCUGUCAGCCAGGCUCCGGCGUUCCGAAUCGGACCUGCGGCCGUGUGCCUCGGCGGUGCCCUUUGAGCUGCAGCGCUUCUUUGACUUCUGCGGCCUCGACUGGGACAUGGUGGACCGGCUCGGCCCCGAGAACUUCCUGUCGGGUGCCAGCUCGGUUGACACGCUCUCGCUGGUCCUGCGCAGCGUUGGCGCAGUGGAAGGCGGCUCCGAGCCCAGCGAGUUCUCCCGCCACUCAGGGGACGGCCUCUUCCAGGAGGAAUUGGGCGAGCAGGUGCCAUCAGCCGUGUCGAUUAUCGAGAGGAACGCCCGCGUCAUAAAGUGGCUUUAUGGGUGUAAGAACGCCGCGCAGGAGGCAGGAGUCACGCAAGAACCCAGAGCUCCUAAAGAGUCGACUGUGUAGCCCCAAGCAAGACGAGCCAUCCAAUCCUGAAGGCAUGAUGCCGGACUGUCAUCGUACCAAUCUUUCUACCACGCUGUAUUUAUUUCAUUUCAGAAGCUUGCGUGUGAAGAGACUUAUGCAGCCUCAGGUCGAUACGCGUCAGGUUAUCUCAUGUUUGUGCACUGACAGACCUUUUUCUACCUUGUUCAUCUCUUUUCAGUCAUGGCAUACCUGUGUCUCCUCCUCUUCGUACAUAAGACACACACGAGCGCAUUCUUGUCUUUGGGUUGCUGGGUUACAACAGAGCUCUUGUGCAUCUCAAGAGAUGAAUAAUUGAAAAUGGAAAACCACUAAGCUUUGCUUGUCCUGGACGGGGGAAAGUCAUGUGUGCGUGUUUAGUGAGUCAUGCUUACCACGUCCCCACCUGGACUCCCUUAUCUGUUACACUCCCCAACCCUUAAAAAGCAGGAACAUACACCAAAGCCCUACUCCCUGGAGCUGUUAAUGCACUGAUGCACUGUACUAGAGAGAGAGAGAGAGAGAGAGAGAGAGAGAGAGAGAGAGAGAGAGAGAGAGAGAGAGAGAGAGAGAGAGAGAGAGAGAGAGAGAGAGAGAGAGAGAGAGAGAGAGAGAGAGAGAUCUUGACAUAUGCAAAGGAAGAAGUUUAGUUUUGACAAACAGUCAUCAUAGAUAUAGCUAGAAUCAAAUACCUAUACCAAAGAAUAAAGCCCCGUCAAUUCAAAAAUAUUACUUGUCAAUCCCCAUUAAGUGGAAAGGUUUAUUGAAAUUGAAAGCAUAUGUAUUAUUCCCCACUGCAAUAGAGAUUUUGUUUUUGAAACUGCUAUAUAAAAAUCACAUUGAAUCACUUUUAGACAAAUAGUAACUUGCUUUUAUUGCUUCUUAUUUUAAAGCUAAGAUUAUAUUUACAUCUCUAGCAUACUUGGUUGCAAUAAACAAGUGUCCAGUUAGCAGGUCUGAUCAUGCAAUGUCAGUCCUGCUGUCGUAAGAGGACGUCCACACAGAGAGGUACUUCUCCUCAACCCCCACACUCCUCGCUAGCAUCCAUCACUCACUGCUUAUCGCUCCUCUAGCACACUGAAACAGUCCGGCCCGGCGGCUGGGAGAGCUCAGGUUGUUUUGUUUUUUUAGAGUCACUGCUGAAAAAUGAAUCCAAGGUCCCCUGUGGUAUUCCAAGGUCACGGAGUGAGUUUAGAGGUGUUACGUGAAGCUAAAGCACUCCUCAUAAACGUAUCCUUCUCACCUGCUUCUCUCUCCCUCUCGCAUGUUUACAGACCAACAGAGUAUGUCUGCAUCCUUGUUUGCCAGUCUUAAAAGAGUAUUUCAAAUAUGUGUAUAUGUGUAUAGAUCACAGUGGAAGUGGAAAUAAACCUGUAUUUUUAAACG